This is a messenger RNA of Macadamia integrifolia, 866 nucleotides long. RefSeq names its product LRR receptor-like serine/threonine-protein kinase EFR. The record is from RefSeq and is a predicted model, not a curated record. Gene Ontology annotation, molecular function: protein binding. The transcript is spliced from 2 exons. The coding region runs from base 22 to 756 and encodes 244 amino acids. Lineage: Eukaryota; Viridiplantae; Streptophyta; Magnoliopsida; Proteales; Proteaceae.
ACGUCCUAAAAUUUGAUUCUGAUGGCACUUCUUCAGUUUCUAGUUUUCAUUCUCCUUUUCGGGAGCUCAUUGAGAUUAGAAUCCAUCAUCAUCGCCGUCGCUGGUGGAAGGAUAGUAGGGAACGAGACGGAUCGACUUGCUUUGCUUGAGUUUAAGAAACGAAUUAAUGAUCCAUACAGAGCGCUGAGAUCUUGGAAUGAUACCGUCCAUUUUUGUAAUUGGGUAGGAAUCACAUGUGGCAACCGUCAUCAACAACGAGUUAUCAGCUUGGAUUUGGGAGAGAAAGGAUUGGGAGGGAACAUAUCUCCUUCCAUAGGGAAUCUCACGUUUCUGCAUUUUCUCAACAUUGGAAACAAUAGCUUCCAUGGCCAAAUUCCACAAGAAAUCGGUAAUCUGAUUCGAUUGAGAGAAAUUAACUUCAACAACAACACCCUCGAAGGAGAAAUUCCUACUAGCUUGGCCAACUGCACUCUUCUAAGAGAUAUUCACUUCUCCAGAAACAAUCUUGUCGGGAACAUUCCAGUUCAACUAUUUACAUCUUUGUCAAUGCUGGAGCACAUUUCCAUUAAUUAUAAUGGCUUAACUGGAGAAUUACCAGCUUCUUUUGGUAACAUUUCCUCCUUCCUCCAAACUAUUUCUUUGGUUGGAAACAGACUACAGGGGAAGAUUCCAGAAUCACUUGGUCAGCUUACAAACUUAUACUACCUAUCACUUGCUCUAAACAACCUAUCAGAGUUUGAAUUUAUCCUUCAAUAAUCUUGAGGGGGAGGUACCAACAAAAGGAAUCUUUGGGAAUGCAAGUGCAAUCUUUUUGAAUGGAAAUGACAAGCUUUGCGGGGGAGUUGUGCAGUUACAAUUGCCUGCAU